Zeugodacus cucurbitae (melon fly) is the source of this 5335-nucleotide messenger RNA. RefSeq lists its product as uncharacterized. The record is from RefSeq and is a predicted model, not a curated record. Lineage: Eukaryota; Metazoa; Arthropoda; Insecta; Diptera; Tephritidae. The transcript is spliced from 6 exons. Bases 3682 to 5328 code for a protein of 548 amino acids.
UAUUUAGUGGAUCUGAAGUUGGUCACGUCCUUGUCCUCGCAAAAAGAAUUUAUUUGUUUGGGACACGAGUAAUUUGGGUGUAUAGAAUGCUGUACACUUUCCGGAAUACAUGUUUGUGGUAUGCAAGCUCAGGCGGUUUGUGAGGAGUAGUAAUGCCACAAGUGUCUUUAUUACUAGGGAAAGGAAUGUUAUCGACCGAUCUGACCCGUCAGUUGGUCGGUUUCCCAGGUUUCGUUAGUGGUAUCACCAUUUACCGCAAAUUUGCUAAGGAUUUCCGUUAAUUCUAUCAGCCGUAAUGAAAAGACCAGUAGCAGUAGCAAUCACCUUAAUGAAUUGACAAUUGUCAUCCGGUGGAAAAAAACUGGGAACACGAAGAGGGACAUUCCAAGUUCUUCCAAAAGUUCGACUGCGUCCUUGUGUCCACAUAACAGUGGACGGGGCGAAGUAGUUGAAGAAGAUAUGCAGUAAAUGUCUUCAUUGAAGGAUCAAAGCUCAGGGGAUAGUUGGAACGAGAGUAUUAUGUCUGUCUGAGUGCAUUAUCCUCAUUAAUUCUAAUUUCAUGCUACCAAAGCACUGUAAUGUCAGAAUUUAUUAAGAGGAAUUAUUUUUGAAUUAAUGUGGCAUAUAUCAAGAGCAUAUUUACAUUUUUCCGCACACUCAAAUGAAAUUCGACCGCUUAACUUCAUAACAUCUCUAUUAAAGAGUCUAUUAGUUGUUCGUUAUUAUUAUGAGAGAAGUAGUUAAUAGUUAAUAAUAAAGAAGUAGUAAGUACUUUCUCUACUCGACUUGCAUUCCUGCUCUCUGAGAGUACUCAUCAGGAACUCGGUGGGACGGCAAUUCAAUUUCCUUACGUACAGCUGCAACCGAAACUAUUGGUUCGGAACAGCUGGUACGACAGCUGGUCGUGUCGCAGUAGAGAGAAAACAGACUGCCUAACGAAAAACUGAUGAACUGAUAAGGUGCAUGCAUCAGCUUCCUUAUAGAAUAUGGUCGGACGAAAGCAUGUCCCAUGAUUGAAACCUACGUGUACUUUGCCCAACCUACAAAAAGCAAGACCCUACAAUCUGCGCCUCUAUGCCGCUAUGUCUGAAUUUGGAAUCCCCUCAAAACUAAUACAGCUGUGAAAACUGACAUUGACCAAUACCGAAAGCUCCGUCAGGAUCGGGUAGGAGCUCUUCGAGCCGUUCGAUACCAAACGAGGUCUCACUAUCGUACGACUUUUUCAAUCUGUUGCUGAAGAAAAUAUUACGAGCCGCAGAACUUAAUAGAGAAGGCAUAAUCUUCGGCGUACGCCGAUAAUAUUGAUAACAUUGGCAGUAACAACCAACAGGUGAUAUUUUGGACUGAGUAGGAAAUUUAAAAGUAAAAUCUGUCGACGAACAAAAGCCAAACACUACAAGUCCCUCAUCAUUCUCGUUCUGCUGUAUGGUGCAACAUCCGAUGAAAUGGCAAUAGGAGUUUUCGAGAGAAAGGUUUUGCGGAAGAUUAAUGAUCCUUUAAACAUUGUUGCCCGAAUGAACGAAAGCGCUGUUGUAAACUCGGAUAUAAUCGCGUAAGCGGUGUCUACGCCAGUUAAAAAGAAGAAGUUGCAAGUACUUUCAUAUAAUUGGAAGAUUAUCAUUACUUACUUAUUAAUGAAUCAUUAGCCUUUUUUAUGGUUAUAAAAUAACUCAAAUUUACACGAAUUACAUUUUCGCCCCAGUACCUCGACCUAAAAAGAUAUGUUUACCAAAUUAAAAGUCACAUUAAUUCAGCGUAAUCCUAUUGUCAUAUACUAUUAACGCAGAUCAUUAAAAUUUAAUCUAAAUAUUACAAAUAGGAAAAUUGCGUGUUAUUACCAACCUUGCAGUACGCUUGAUACUUAUUUGUACUACCUUUCCCAUAAACGUUAAGCUAAUUGAAUGUGCCGACACACAACUAACUUUAAUAUAUGUAUGUACAUAUGUAUGUAUUAAGCGAUGCUUCAAUCCAAAGAUUUUAAUCUUUUGAAGAUAAAGAUUUGAUUUUUUCUUUGUAAAAGAAUGGAAAUUAUUGUCCAUAUUGAUCCAUCUAAAGGUCUAAGCUCUUUUGACUAAGCAAAUGAGUCUCCAAAUACACAUCUGGACAAAAUCUCUGACGAUAAAAUUACCCAUAUCAAACAGAAUUUUAUAAAAUAAACAUAUAAAUUUUAAAUUUUUAACAUUAAACAGCAUUGUAGUUAAUAAAAAAUAUUCACACAACGUCGCAUGAAGGUAUUAGCUUCGUGCUAGCCAAAAAUGUUUAAGGUGCACUUUUUUGACAUUUGAAGGUCGACACUAUCAAUUUAGUAUAUUUGUUGGGAAACAUUCAUACAUAUAUUAUAAGAGUGUUGAUAGUUUAGCUUAUGCACGUCAUUUACAUUGACUACUGUUUCGUUUACAACCCCAACACUUAUUUUAACACGAUAUUUAUACAUAAAUGAAAACCAAAAACUUUGAUUGUCUUGAAAAUAUAAGUUACACACCUAUAUAUAUAUAUACAUAUAUAUAUAAACAUAUAUAACAUUUAUUCACACAGUUUUAACUUGAUAAUUCGAUCAUAUGUAUAUUCUACUAAAUAUUUGAUAUAUGCGUCAUGAUUAAGAGUCGACUUAAUAUAUAUAUAUAACUCAUGUAUAUGUAUAUAAUUUCGACGAUUCGAAAUGGCAACUGUUCACUAUAUCGAGAUGGAAAUGUAUAUGAACACAGAGGAGUAGCCCAACAAAAGUUUAAAUAAUGCUUAACUAUAAAAUUGGCAUAUGCUCUCAUAUUUUUCUAUAAUCAUUGGUUAGAACUAAUUAGAGUAAGUAGAAUUCUAUGAUUUUAAUCGAUUGAUUAUAUUUACACUACCAAGUAUAUAUCUAAAUAAACUAUUUUUACGGUAAAUAAUAGGUUUAGAAAAUUGUAUAGUGAUGUUAAUUUACUCAAAACAACACUUAACACUUUUCCAUUCUCCACAUUUGAUGACCUCUUUGAAGUUAUCUUUUUGGGAUCUAAACGCUGUAAAUAUCAGCUAACACGAAUAUUAGUGAAAACAUAAUGAACACCUUGAAUUUCAACAAAUAAUUUCGUUUAAUAUAAAUAGUAUACCCUUUUCACUAAGCUCCUGUAUUGAUUGUACAUAUGUAUAUAUGUACCUAUCAGGGUGGUAUUUAUACAAUACUAUGUAAGCUUUAAGUAUUAUGAUAUUUCAUUCGUUUCUACACCCGGCUGUAAAAAAUGUGAAUACCAUACAGAUGCUAGUAUCGACUUGGGUGCCGAAUUAGGUGGUAGUUGAAGUUGAAGCUCAGAGCAAACUUUUUUUUAAAUAUAUUUUUGUAGAAAUAUACUUACUUUUACGCAAUUUAAAAUGGUUCAUACAAAUGUUUACAUAUACGCAACAAAACCUAGUAUACAUAUAUAGUGAAUGUUAAUGAGUUAUUUAAUGAGUUUUUCAUUAAUAUUUUUAAGUAUAAGUCGAUUAUUGGUAUAAUGUUAUCUAAAGACACUAUAUGUGCAUAAGAAGUGCAAACAUCUGAAAAUCCACCGGUAUACAAGUAAACCACCGUUGUUAUUUACCCGCGUUGUGUAAAUUUGCAAACCACUGCUUUACUUUGUGAAAUAUAUAUGCGCAUACUUGAAAACAAAGCAUAAUAUCCACAUAAUACAAUUAAUACAACAGGAGUAUCCGAAAAUAAUAGCUCCAAUGACCAUGUGGAAUAAGAAGAGUAAUAACAACGAUAAGAAUCAAUCAUUUUCUGAAUCUGAUUUAACAGAUCCAUAUAGGUUGUCCAGGUUUUGCAUCACACAUCCACAUGAAUAUCUUUCCAUAGAUGACUUAAAUCUUUUCAGAAGAAAGAAGUAUCCAUCGGGCUUCCACACUAAAAUCACUGUAUACCCACAGACAAAUGAUGGACCAGGGCUUCCAUUUUACUCCCUUGAAUCCGAAUACAGUUGGCAAUUCAAAAACCGAUAUUUCAGAUUGAAGCCAAGUCUUUUAAGACGAUCUACAUCUUUACAUUUAGAUGGACUAAUGCAAAACAAAUCUGAACAUCAAGAACAAUUCCAAGUAUAUACACUUGCAGACUACAAACUGUCCCACGGUAGUCUUAUUAAAAAGGCAGAAAAUUUGUUUUUGAGCGGUAUUAUUAAUAUGGAACCAGAAUAUCGUUCAUCUUAUAUUUCCUAUCCAAUGGUUAACCGCACCUCAAAAAUAUUGCCACGAGAAGCUUUUCAUCUGUUUUCCGAAGCUACUGAUAAAAACCCAAAACAUGAAGAGGGGAAGGAUACUAUCGCCCCAUCUGAAUAUAAGGAACAGUUCGUGCGAUUCCCUAUUGAAAGAGCACGCUCUAUACCUCAAAUAAGUCAUCUCAAAAUACAAGGUGAAUUCGGUGGUGUGCCAGAAUAUAAAGAUAGUUUUAAAACCUACGAAACCUACUCAAAGAGCGCACCCAUUAAAAAAGGCGAUACUUUACGAAUGUCUAGUGCUCAAGAAGUUGAUGCAAUGCCAGAGUAUCGCACGAAAUUUAGAAAUCCAACAGAAGUUGUAUCAAAGGGAAAAUUACUCAAAAUCGACAGUCAUAUACAUGCAUGUGGUCAAAUCUCAAAAGACCUACCGGAAUAUGAUGAAAGCUUCCGAGAUUCACAGAUUAAACAGAUGCCCGAACGUGGAAAAUGUCGUGAACCAUAUUUGCGACUUAAAGGUAAAAUUGAAUUUAAUCCUGAAUAUAAAAACACUUUUUUGGAUUUUCCACGUUCACGCCCAGUCACACGAAAACCAGCUUCCACAUUACUAUUAUCAAACCCAUUAAGUACAUCAAAGACGACGUCUAUAAAAAAUCUAAAACACGCACAACAUUCAAAUUUGAAGACAUGUUCAACAAGUGUAUGCACAAACAACGAAGCCUCGUCCUCAGAUAUUAUCGUAACGCCAGAAUAUCGUCGUGCCAACUAUCAAUAUCAGAUGCGUGAACGGACGCCCGUAAGGAAUGCAAGCCAUAGCAAAGGUGGUGAUUUUGAAGUGGGUCUGGAAACUAAAACCAAAUUUUUAUCUAGUUUGACAGAACGAAAAAGUUCUCAUGUUUCGACGGAUAUGGCUGGUAAGCAGAAGCGACGUAUUUUGUGUAAUCGACACAAAUCUAAUGAGCAUCAACAAGGAGCAACUUCGGUAAGGGUGAUACCUUGUGCAACGAAAAAUGUCCCAAAGUUUGGUAGACGUGCUUCUGUACUCCCUAAUUCAUCGAAUUUCGGAGCUUCUAUUUCAGAUCGGGCAACUAGCGAUAACACUUUUGUAGUGUUAAAUGAACCCUAUAAGCAAUCUCACUGGACAAAAAAGUCAUGGUAUGAAUCAUAAACUUUGU